CCCACAAGCGCGCGCACCGGGGAAGAGGAGGAGUCCCUUUUUGCACCUGGGGAUGGGCGGCAGGGAAAGGGAGGAGCCGUCGCCUCCCUCCUCCUGACCCGAGGCAGAGCAGGAAGAGGAGGGCGUCGCCACCAGAUCAGCCACCCCGGAGGAGUCUCCUCCACGGUCCGGCGACCAGGGAGGAGAGAAACUACCCCCCGCUCCUUGCAGGAUCGCAGGGGGCGCAGAUGCGCGGAGAUGGCUGCGGGUCUCUGGAUCGCUUUCCUGCCUCUGGCCCAACUACUGCUGCUGGCGGCCGUGACCCUGCAGCGCGCAGGUAAGCGGCGAUCGGGCGCCUGCGCCCCACGCGUGUUUUGGGUGGGGUCCGCGUAAGGUGCGCCCGGCGGAUCGGAAGCGGGGAGUUCCUCCCCCCCGGGUGUUAAGGCUUAUCCGAAUCGCGGAGGGCGGGUUGGAGAGGUAACCGGAGAGUCCCGUGGGUAGCGCGUGGGACUCGGGGUCGUGGGUUCGAACCCCGCGUUGGCCGAAAGAGUCCUGCGUCGCGCGGGGUUGGGCUAGAUGCCCAUCGGGGUCCCUUCCAACUCUGCGAGUCUCCGAUUCCACGGAGAAUCGACGUCGCGCCAGCCUGCGCGCCUUGGCAACUUCGUGGCCUUCGCCACCCGUGAGCGCGGGACCCUGGAAAGUUUGAAAGCGAGUUGGUGGGGAGUUCUUUCGUUUCGGAGUUUUCUUUCUUUCCGUCUGAGGAAAGGGAAUCGGGCUGGUCUGGAGAUGGUAUUGAAACUUGAAAGGAGUGCGGAGGAAGUGAACGGGCAUCUCUACUUAUUCGCUCUGCCAAGGAAAACUUUCAUGUCUCCUUUUGGUAGUUGGCGCAGUCGAACUGCGGAACUCGCUGCCACCAGCUUGGGUGGUUUUAAAAGAGGAAAAGGCAGAUCCAUGGAGGACAGGCUGCAUAAGUGGCUGUUAGCCUUGAUGACUGUGCUUUUGCCUCCAUGGUAGGAGACAGUUAUGCUUCUGAAUACCAGUUGCAGAGCAGAAUGCUCUGGUGCUCAGGGCCUGCUUGCCAGUUUCCCAUAUAGGCUGGUUGGUCACUGUUGGACUGGUUGGUCACGGUGAGUACAGGUUGCAGGACUAGAUGGGCCCCUGACCUGAUCCUGCAGGGCUGUUCUUAAACUGCAUAUCCUGAAGCUGAAGUGAUUGGUGGCUGCUAGUGCGUUUGUUUGCUUGUUUUAAUGAAACACUGCAAUAUUUUUCACUUCCACUGUCGUUGCUUUUGGUAUAUCUGUGCUGCUUUGGGCCGACUUAUUAGUGCUGCAGAUGUGAUUAUACCACAGUUCAUGGCUCAAUUGGGUAGAUAAUGCCAAGGUUUGAUCCCCCUAUGGGACAGCUGCCUGUUUCUGUAUUGCGGUGGGUUGGACUAGAUGAUCCUCAGGAUCUCUUCCAACUCUACAAUUCUAUGAUUCUAUGUAUAUACUUCCAGUACUAUCCCUGCAUGUAGCAGCAAAACUGGACGCCUUUAUCUGCCCCGCCUGCAGCGAAACAUGUCUCUCCCAUACCAGUCGCUGUAUCACCGCAGGCGCCAUAACUCUCCAGUGCAGUGUUUGAAACUUCCAUUGUUCUAGGCGCAUUUUGCGACAGGGAAUUUCAUUAGCACAAGCAGUUUCUGAGCUCUGGGUGCCUAAGAUUUUGGAUUAAAACUGCAGAAUGAAAGGAAAGGAGGACUUAUUUCUGCCUCCCCACUUCCAGGACUGGAAGAAGAGACCCUCUUAAGAAUAAUAGGGGGGUGGGCAGGGGAAGGACUGGACCAUGUGAAAAAUGAAUUUUAGCUGCAGUUCAUUCAAUUUCAGCUUUGUAUUCUUGUUACAAAAAAAGUGCACCUAGACAUUGUUGCACCCAUAACUUAGGUUUAAGGUGCCAGACAGUGCCAUUAUCUGGAGGUGCAUGACUGGGGAUUAUUACUGCCUUCACACACUAAUACCGCAUCUUGUAGAAUUCUAUCAGUUAUAUUUUAUCUGCACAAUUGGAAUGAAUUUCAGGAACUAAAAUGCUUUUUUAUGUGCAGAAAAAGAGGUUGGAAUAGGCCAAUAUAUAUGUGGGCUGUCCCUGGAUCAAGUGACUUCUUUACGUUCUCAAAGCUCUUAAUGUAGCUCAAGGUUGUCAUCGGAACUAGCCAGAUGUUCAAGUGAUAAUCAAUCACAGUCAGUCCAUCAUUUGAAAAAUAAGGCUUUUGAGCUGUCUUACGCUGUUGGUGCUGUGGUCCAAACCACUGAGCCCCUUGGGCGUGCCGAUCGGAAGGUCAGCAGUUCGAAUUCCCGGCGACAGGGUGAGCUCCCGUUGCUCAGUCCCAGCUCCUGCCAACCUAGCAGUUCAAAAGCACACCAAAAAGUACACGUAGAUAAAUAGGUACUGCUCCGGCAGGAAGGUAAACGGCGCUUUCGUGUGCUGCUCUGGUUUCGCCAGAAGCGGCUUAGUCAUGCUGGCUACAUGACCUGGAAAAAUUGUCUGUGGACAAACGUCGGCUCCCUUGGCCAGUAAAGCGAGAUGAGUGCUGCAACCCCAGAGUUGUUCGCGACUGGACUUAACUGUCAGGGGUCCUUACUCCAAAAUGGCAACGUGACUUAUUUUAAGGAGAGUAAUCCCUUUUAUGAGAGGGUGAAGCAUAGAGUCCUUCUUAGUUUGUGUGGAGUGACUCCAUGCUUCGAUGUAUCUGCAUGAUGGUUAAAGGUAAAGGGACCCCUGACCAUUAGGUGCAGUCGUGGCCGACUCUGGGGUUGCGGCACUCAUCUCGCUUUAUUGGCCGAGGGUACAGCUUCUGGGUCAUGUGCCCAGCAUGACUAAGCCGCUUCUGGUGAACCAGAGCAGCGCAUGGAAACGCCGGUUACCUUCCCGCCGGAGCGGUACCUAUUUAUCUACUUGCACUUUUGACAUGCUUUCGAACUGCUAGGUUGGCAGGAGCAGGGACCAAGCAACGGGAGCUCACCCCGUCGCGGGGAUUUGAACCGCCGACCUUCUGAUCAGCAAGUCCUAGGCUCUGUGGUUCUGGUGUCAGGAUAUCAUUCUGAUGUUAUUCUGCUGGCACAGUCAGGUUGUGACUGGGGACACUGUUGGUUGGCCAUACUCUUCCAACAGUUUGUCAGAAAGCAGCUUUUUAAGAAGUGUUGCAACACUGACCUAGAAAGUUGUUUGAUCCGAUCCCAACAAUUCUGGUGUUGUCUGUGUAGUAGCUUUGAUGCACUCACACUCGAUAUUUGUGUUGUCAGAGCUUUUUCCCCAAAGCUUUAAUUAUACACAACUUAUGCAAAUGUUACCUCAUUUGAGCGAGUUACUGAUUUGUGAAGGUGUUCCAGACACCAACAGAAAAGUAGUACGUCCAGUUUUUGUCCCGCCACACUUAAGCAUAAUUUAAUUCCCUGCUCCAGAAUACAAGUGGUUUUUCCUUCCAAGCUCCUAAGUCUUCCUUUUUUUGUUAUAAAAAAGAGCAAUCUUCUUACAACAUGCAGCUGAUGUUACUCAUUCCACUAGGCCUCCCUGAGACAAGAGAGGCAGGAAAUAGCAGUUUUUAACUGGCUUCUUCUUAAUGCUAUAUUUGCAUCACUGACGGUUCGGAUGCUAUGCACAAAACAUGAUUGUUAUCCUACACAUUUCAAGUCAAUUUUAUUAGCUCAUUGAGGAAAUCCAUAUUCUUGGUCCUUUAAGAGAAGUGGAGCUUCAAUAAAUCCCCAAAGCCUUUUUACUGAUAAGAAUGGAAUAGGCCCAGUUGGUUUACUGGAUUUGGAUGUCAACAAAUCUAAACAAAGCUACUAAGCUGACCAACAAAAACCAACAAAAAUUCCCUAGAAGUCUUAUCUCUGAAGUUCCAAUACAUCCUGUCCCUGUACUAUAGCGGUAGCAUUACCGGUAGAAACAGGGGUGAUGGUAUGGAAAGGCUCUGUUCUAGAAAACAAAAAGGUGUGAAUGAGUUCUAUUAUUUUGAUCAAGGGAUGGGCUGUACUGUAGGAAGAUUUGUGGCUUGUAGUCAGGCAACAGCAUAGCUGAAUGUUGACUAAAUAUCACCCAGACAGCAUUGGAAGAUAACUCUUGAAUUAUUGUGCAUAAAAGGAAAAAAAAUUCUGAAGGAUGUGACUUAUCUUGCUGGAAGGUUUUGGAUCUUCUCCCUAAUGGUGAUUAAAUAAGAACAUGAAAUCUUGACUAGCUUACACCAAAGGUUCCACAUCCGGCUUCCCAUAGCUGCCUCUGGGAAUCGCACAAGGAAGAAAUGAAGGCUGAAGAAGAAGAAGAAGAAGAAGAAGAAGAAGAAGAAGAGUUUGGAUUUGAUAUCCCGCUUUAUCACUACCUGAAGGAGUCUCAAAGCGGCUAACAUUCUCCUUUCCCUUCCUCCCCCACAAUAAACACUCUGUGAGGUGAGUGGGGCUGAGAGACUUCAAAGAAGUGUGACUAGCCCAAGGUCACCCAGCAGCUGCAUGUGGAGGAGCGGAGACUCGAACCCGGUCCCCCAGAUUACAAAUCUACCGCUCUUAACCACUACAACACACUGGCUCUCAAUGUUUCUCUCCCAACAACUGGCAUUCAGUGAUGUUCUGUUUCCAGACCUGAAGUUUCCACGUAGCCCUCGUGGUUCUAUAGCCCCAACAAACAAACCUUCCAUGAUUUUUGUCUAGUCCCCCUUUGGUGACCAUUGUUGUGCCUUGACUUUAAAGUAAAGGCAAAGGGACCCCUGACCAUUAGGUCCAGUCGUGACCGACUCUGGGGUUGUGGCGCUCAUCUCGCUUUAUUGGCCGAGGGAGCCAGCGUACAGCUUCCGGGUCAUGUGGCCAGCAUGAAUAAGCCGCUUCUGGAGAACCAGAGCAGCGCACGGAAACACUGUUUAGCUUCCCUCUGGAAUGAUACCUAUUUAUCUACUUGCACUUUGAUGUGCUUUCGAACUGCUAGGUGGGCAGGAGCAGGGACCGAGCAACGGGAGCUCACCCCAUCGCGGGGAUUCGAACCGCUGACCUUCUGAUCGGCAAGUCCUAGGCUCUGUGGUUUAACCCACAGCGCCACCCACGUCCCGCCUUGACUUUACUGCUAACCAAUUUCAGUGGACAACCCCCAAGCUCUAGUAUUUUAUGACUGGGAGAAAAACCUCUCCACAUGCUUUCUCCAAGACACGCAACAUUUUAUACACCUCUACCCUGUCACCAUUUUUCCCAGCUAAUUAUCCCCAAAUUUCCUCAUAAGGAUAAUUUUAGUUACCCUUUCUCCCACUUUUUCCAUAUCCUUUUUGAAAUGGGGUGACCAAAACAACACAUGGAUUUGGUUUCUAUAAUGGGAUGAUGAUAUUAGUACUUUUAUUAUUAUUGGGCCUUUUUCUUCUUUUCCCACACAGAAUUCAUUUUUUUCCACAGCUGCCACACGCAGAGUUGCCAUUUUCACACAGGGGCCCACCACAGCCCAGUCGUUACCAGUUCAGACUCCAUUAAUGUAUAUGUGAAGUUGGGGUUGUUGUUUUGUCCCCAUGUGCUUGUGUUGAACUGCACUUACUAUUUUAAUGCCAGUUCAGCCAGUUUGGAGACGUCGUUUCGGAGCUCCUUUUAAUACUUUGUUUUGGUUAACACCCUGAACAAUAUAGUAUCAUCGCCACACUUGAAAUAUCGUGAAUGAAGGUGCCUCACCCUUUUGAUCGCUUUUUUCUGCACCUUUUUCCAGCCCUACAAUAUAUUUUUUGAAAACUGGAAAACCUAUUGUGGCUUUGCUAUUUAUUUACAAACUCAGGUCUAGAGAAAUACAUUAUGAAUCUCUUGGAGACAGCAGCAAUAUUUUAGAAAACAGCAUUAUGCAUAUAUGUAUGGAUCCAGAUUUGCACCGGGGGAGGGGGGAGAAGGGUAUUUCAAAAUCCUUUUGCCCAACCAGGGUGGAUAAAAAUCAAUGAUAAAAAAAACCCGGAUUAUUUUAUUUAAAUUGGAUUUUUAAAAUAAAAGGCUUUUGGAAGAAAAAUCUUUCUAAAGAUAGCUUUCUAUUUAAGUUACAUUAUAGUCCAAAGGCUAUUCAUCAGGAAAUAAGGAUUUGUUUUAAGUUUUUCAUGUGUGUUAAAACUCAGUCUGUUUUUGUUUUUUUUAAAGAAUUGUUUAACCACAUCAGUUAACAAACAUGGAUACAUAUGCUAUAAUGUUAUUGUUUUAGUUAAAUAAAUUGUUUAAAUUGUUAUCAAGGAAAUGAUUAUUUUUCUCCUUCUGAUAAAGUACAGCAGAAAAGGUGUCCAAAUAUAAACAGUUAACUUAUUAAACCUCACAAUAAUUUCAUAAUUAUCCGUCUAUGCAUUUCUAAUAGUAUAACCAAACGAGUAAUUUUUGAUAGAACUGUGAAAACUACUCUGAAAAUUUAUUAUUCCAAAGAUGAAACCUUCAUCUGGUUGUAAAUAUUACGAUUAUACCAGCAAGAAUGAGUCUUUCUGUAAAUAAUAAUAAUAAUAAUAAUAAUAAGUCUUACUGACUAGUGAUUUAAAUCAAUUUGAUUUAAAUAAAAUCCACCCUGGUGCAUAGCAGCCACCAUUCAUGUCAUCAUCAUAAUAAUAAUAAUAAUAAUAAUAAUAAUAAUUUUUUAUUUAUACCCCGCCCUCCCCAGCCAAGGCCGGGCUCAGAGCGGCUUACAAGCAAUAAUAAAAACAAGAUGAAUGAUUACAACUUAAAAACAAAAAUAAAAUACAACAUUAAAAUAAUGGAACAUUAAAAUAUUAAAAUGUAGCCUCAUCGCAGGAGGAGAAGGAAAAGAAAAAAGAAAGAGAGGGAGGUUUGUAAACUCAAAGCUAGACCACUGUAAAGCUCUCUACAGGGAAGUGACCUUUAUAAUGCUUAAACAACAACAGGAAGUUCCGAUCGCCAUGGCCUUACUCCAGAUGUUAGAUAUGUCAUUGGGAGUACAUCCCUAUGGUAUCUACAGUGGUACCUCGGGUUACAUACGCUUCAGGUUACAGACGCUUCAGAUUACAGACUCUGUUAACCCAGAAAUAUUACCUCGGGUUAAGAACUUUGCCUCAGGAUGAGAACAGAAAUCAUGCAGUGGCGGCAGCAGGAGGCCCCAUUAGCUAAAGUGGUGUCUCAGGUUAAGAACAGUUUCAGGUUAAGAACAGACCUCCAGAACGAAUUAAGUUCUUAACCCGAGGUACCACUAUAUUAUUCUUGUUCCCUGUUGUUUUCUGUGUGCUUGUUUAUAUAGCUUGGACUCAACAUUUGUUGCCAUUCCUAAGACAGGAGAAGAGUUCUCUAUCUUAUAUGUACUUAGCUAUGUGCCAAGUUAGGGAUGAGAAGGUCGGUGUGGAGAGGCGUUCUUGAUAAUGCCUCUUUAAUUGCAGAAUAUUACAUCUAGGAGGCUUCAUAAAGUCUGACGGCAAGCAUCUUCUUCAAGACGUGUCAUCUUCAACUAGAUUUUGAUGACUGGUGUGAAUGGUAAGGUGUACCAUGCACAAUUAAUAAGGUUUAGUGUAUUUUGUUUCAACUAGUUUGUUUUCGUUAUCCACUGCAAACAUUUGAGAUGGGCUGAAUUACAAAUCAAAUGAAUACAGUCAUACCUCGGGUUGAAUGUGCUUUGGGUUGAUCGCGUUCGAGUUGCGCUCCGUUACUUCCGGGUUUCGCCACUUGCACAUGCGCAGACGCUCAAAAUAACGUUACGCGUAUGCGCAGAAGCGGCGAAAAGCGCUGCGCGCGCGCGCAGAUGUGCCAUCACUAGUUAUGUUUGCUGCUAGAUGCGAACGGGGCUCCAGAAUUGAUCCCGUUCGUAUCUAGAGGUACCACUGUAAAAGCAUUCCUUAAACUCUUGCAGAACUGGACAGCAGCUCUGUGCAUUUCAGAGAACUUCCCUGGACUUACCAGCCGCUGCUCCAAAUUCAAAAUCAUUGACAUCACAAAGCUGGCUCCAAGCAGUUUAUGUUUGGUGGAAUUAUAGAUGCGGACUGACCUGGUGAUAUCUGAAAGUGCCCAGAGUACCGUAUUUUUCGCACCAUAGGGCGCACCGGACCAUAGGGCGCACCCAGUUUUUAGGGGGGGAAAUCAAGAAAAAAAAUAUUUUUCCCCCCAGCCCCAAAGAGCAGCGUACAGGCUGCGCACAACCUCUCCCUGCCGGAGGGGUUGAGCGGGGCUAUGGCACAAGCCAAGGCAGCAAGCAGGAUGGAUCCCGCUCGCUGUUUUGGCUUCCUCUUUAGCCCCGCGCAACCUCUCCUUGCCAGGAGACGCUGCGCAGGGCUAAAGAAUCCAUAGCCCCGUGCAGCCUCUCCUUGCCGGAGGGGUUGCGCGCAGCUAUGGAGGAAGCCAAGGCAGCGAGCGGGAUGGAUCCCGCUCGCUGUUUUGGCUUCCCCUUUAGCCCCGUGCAGCCUCUCCUUGCCGGGAGACGCUGCGCAGGGCUUUCCUGGCUUUACUGGGAGGUGGGGGGAUUCCCUCACCUCUCCCAAAGCCCGCAGAAGCCGCACAGCCCUUUAAAGAGUCGCGGCUCUCCUGGCUCCUGGGAGUGGGAUUCCCACCUCCGCAAACCGGCAGAGCCGCGCACUUUAAAGGGCUGCCCGGCCUCUCCUGGCUUUCCUUCGUGGUGGGGGAAUUCCCUCACGUCUCGCAAAAGCCCGCAGAAGCCGUGCAACCCCUUUAAAGAGAUCGCGGCUUCUCCUGGCUUUUCUGGGAGGUGGGAGAAGGGACUGAUGCGGCCAGUCAGUCCCUUCUCCCUCCUGUGGAAAAGCCCACAAGAGCGCACGGAGCUUGUGUGCGGCUCUUGGGGGCUUUUCCCGCCUGCCUCCCCCCUGCAUUCACUCCAUAGGACGCACACACAUUUCCCCUUGCUUUUUAGGAGGGAAAAAGUGUGUCCUAUGGUGUGAAAAAUACGGUACUUCCAUCCUAUGUAGCAUAUUUCAUAGAAUCACCAAAUUGUGGAGUUGGAACAGACCCAAGUGUCAUCUGGUCCAACCAUUAGCUAAAGCUGGAGAUGGAGAUUCCACAGGUGUUUCUCUUGUGGCUUUGUCACUUUCCACCUGCUCUGCGUUGGCAGUGAAGCAUGUUGCCUUUGAAUGUGAACUGUUUAAUACAAUGGAGGCGACACCAGAAAAACCGAAACUGCCCUAAGAUGUGAUUAAACGUUUCAGGUGACCACCUUUAGGAAGCUCCACAGAGCUCUUUGAGUAACAGUAUAUUAGAAAUAUUCAGCUCCUUCAUUCUUUUUUCCUCAAGAGUUUUAGCAGUGUAGAGGCAGUAAUUGCUGUUGAAUUGUUGGCUUUUACAAUGGGAACAUAAGGAUCUGCCUUGUAACGAGACCGAGUGGCCCUGCCUUGACUUGCAGCUGCUCUCCAGGGUUUCAGAAAGAGUCUUAGCCCUGCUUUGAGAUGCCAGAGCCUUUCCCGUAUUUGCAACUACCCCAAUAAAUAUUUUCCAAGUAAACCUGAUGAAACAGAACCUUGGCUACUGGGAAUACAUGAGAUGCUUAUAUCAUAGCACCCAAAAUUAACACGGCACAUUCCUUUGGGUGUUGUUUACUGAAUGCACAGUCAAACAUGUGAAAUCAGGUCCUAAAAUAUUUAGAACAUCAGAACAUUUUCUGGAAAUACAGUGGACGCUUGGGUUGCGAACGUGAUCUGUGCGGGAUGCACGUUUGCAACCUGCAGCGUUCGCAACCCGCAGCUGCGCUUCUGUGCACCUGCGGGUUGUGAUCCGGUGCUUCUGCGCAUGCGCAGCCGCCAAAAUCCGGAAGUAACCCGUUCUGGUACUUCCGGGUUUCAGCGGUACGUUAUCCGAAAAAACGCAACCUGAAGCAUCUGUAACCUGAGGUGUGACUGUACAUCUGAUUCAAAAUUGUCUGGAGCACCAGUAUUACUAAUAAACUGACUGAUAACAAUUUCCUGGACAAGCCACAUCAAUGGCUACAACUUGGUGGUAAUGGUAUUAUAAUGUUUUAUUAUGUAGCAUUAGUCAUCUGCUGAUAAAUAUUCCCAGUGUUUUGUUUGAAAGGAUUUACUAUUGAUCACUAGCCAGGAUAGAGUGACAUAGAAGCAUAUUCAAAGUAUUCAGGAAGGGACAGCUGUAGCCUGUAGCCCUGUACCCAUUUACUUGCGAGGAAGCCAUACUGAACUCAGUGGGACUUGCUUUUGGGUGGAUUUGUAUAGGAAUACACCAUAACUGAAGUAUCAAUAGUAUGACGUCUUGUUUUUCGUGUGCAAUGAUCACUGUUUCUCCUGCUCCUCACCAUCACCCCCACCCCCCUGUCUGGAGAGACAAUGGAGUGCCACUCCAGGGGUGAAGUCCAGCCACUGUGUUAGUGUGACAGAAAAGUUUGUUUUGCUGGGCAGGUUGGGUCAACAAGUGCUUUAUUUUUCCUUUUUCCUUACCAGCAAACAGUUAUGAAUGGCAGCCUCUGAUUGGCCGGGGUUCCAGGAGGGGGAGUUGAAAAGGAGAGGAUUUGGGGAGACAGUUGAGGAGAUAGGGAGUGAGAGGAGAGAGAGUUGGUUCUGGGUAGAAACAUCCACUCUGAGGAAUCUAUCACAAGCUAGAGAAAGGAGUCUCUGAGAUUCCCAAUCCAGUCAAGAAUGGUGUGGAGAUCCCUUGGGUCUGUUACUUGGAGCACCUCAGGGGUAGGGUUGUCAAAGGGGUGUGCAACUGACAGAAAAUACCACCUUGUUUAAGAACCAAAGUAUCAGGCAGUAACAACUGAGAAAGAAUUGUGAAAUAACUGGAAAUAAGAUGAGCAUUUACCGUCGAGUCUAAAAACCUGUAACAUCUACCUGAAGCGAAGUAGCUGAACAUAAACAACUGAAGUUUAAAAGAAGCUGUGCUUGAUUAGAAGUCCAUAACAUCAGUUAGAUUUAGUAUAAAUAUUAUUAAGUGAACCUGAAAUAGCAUUAUAAUCUGAAGUAUCCUUUGGUUUACCCACUUUGUGUCAUAAACUUCCUUUGUUUAAUAAAAUCAUUCUUGUUUAUUUGAUCAAACCCUGCCUGAGACUCCAAAUCAUUAAGUUUUCCCUCACACACGUCCCCCACAAGUCAAGUCAAGUCAAGUUUAUUGCGGCCAAAGCCAGUGACACUAAACACCAUAAGAUCAGACAACAAGAAAUCAGCAACAACUUCAGAAAAGAAAAAAGGUUACACAAGAGAACUUCACAGUGUGCCAUUCAACAGAAGAGAUUUACGCUUCUUAAUUACUAAAGUGCAAUAUUUAGCCACCUCAUAUGAUACUGAGCUUGAGGAAUCUUCCAGGAGGUAUUUUCGAAGAGUUUCAGGGGAGGAUUCCAAAUAAUAUUGAAGGGGUAUAAAUUUUGAUAGAAGCGGUAAAAUAAGUUGAACUCGUUCUUCACUAUAGAAUUCGCAAGAUAAAAGAAUGUGUGUGACAGAUUCUACCUUAUUAGACAUACAAGGGCAGAGACGCGCCUGCAUUGGAACUCGCGUGAAUUUGCCGUACAGCACUGCUGAGGGCAUUGUCUCAAAGCGGGCUCUAGAGAAAGCCCAUCUAUAGGUUUCGUUAGUGAUGUUAGUUAAGUAAGGGGCAGCUGCAAAAUUAGGCCAAGCUUUUAUACAUCUAUACGUCUCUGGGAGUAGGGCGCCUUCUUGUUGUAAUUCGAUAUCAUAAAGUCUCCAGUGAUAGUAGCUUUUGCCUUGUUCAGAGUUCCAAUAAAAAUAUUUUCAGGGUUUAGGCCAAUUUGUUUGAUCUUGUUAGUUAUUUGCAUAAGCCAAGGAGGAUAGGGAACUGCGGCCAGGAAGCAAGGUAAUAGACCCUUAGGAUUGUAAUGGAUUUUCAGCCAGAGGGAUAUUGCUUGUUCCCAGACUUUUAAUUCCACUCUGGGCAGUCCUGCCUCUUGCCUUAAGACUGCAUUAGGUGUACACUUAGGAGUAGCAAAUAAUGAUCUUAAGAAUUUAGAUUGUACUGUUUCAAGGGUCUUAAGGUUGGCAGGGGGCUAAUUUGAGAGCCAUAUAGAAGUUGGGCUAAAGAUUUUGCCUGAAAGACUGUUAGGGCCAUCGGGAGGAAGCCAGCUCCUUUCCUUCUGAAUAAUCUAAGGAUAGCAUUUGCACUUCUUUCUGCUGAUAUAGCUGAUGUGGUCAAGUGUGUUGAGAAUUUGGCAUUAUAAGAGAAAGUAAUGCCUAAGUAUUGGAAGGUCUUAGUCUGUUCAAUGGCGUUUCCCUUUACGCUCCAAUUAUCCUUCCUAAAGGAGCGGUUAAAAUGUACAAUUUUGGUUUUGGCAAAAUUAAUUGUUAACAGUUCAGUGUUACAUUGGUCACUAAACUUUCCUAAGGCACGUUUCAGCACGUCCCCCACAAGAUAGUCUGUGGGAAUUUGUGGAUGUGGUGUUCCGUGAGGGGGGUGCCCUAUAUUUAAGUGAGGGCCGGCCCAACGCCGUCAGGGGAAAAGUGCCGUUGUGCCAUUGCAGUUAGCAGCACCAAAGUGACCUCCAUGGGGCACAAGCCCGAAGAGCAUAUAUGGAGAAGGUCCUGGGCCUGAUGUCACAUUUGGCACCAGCUUGGCUGAAGAAGUCGCCAGAAGAAAGUGUACAAGGCACCAUCCAACCAUCUUAGGGACUCCACUCUGCAUGUGUUUACUCCUUAGCCCUUUCACCUCCAGAAGACAGCCUGCAAGGCUGCUGAGGUUUAAGAUCAGAGUGAUUUCAGAGGCACCAUUUACCCGUGUGGUCUUGCCUUGCAGAUAUCCAGGCAUGCUGGCCACUAAAAUCAGGCCUGUUCACUGGUACUGUGGGGUCUCAGGAAGAGCCACAGAGGCCUGUUCUUGUCCUGUUUUUUGGGGGGGGGGGUUAGCCUAACUGAUGCCAUUUUGCUUCUAUAGAAAACUGCCUGCUUUAGAAUUUAGGAGGGUGAGCCACAAAUAUUGUGAAGACCAGAUAACGUUGCUGGGCGAUUUUCAGGAAAACCUCCCUCUGCCAGGCAAUUCUCCCCUUCAAGGUCUCCAGGCAGGGUGUCCUGUUUAGAUCAGCGCAAGGAACCUCGAAAGAGGGAAAGGGAGGGGGGAUACCUACAAAAAGUAUGACUAAAGGUUAUUUGGGGCGGCUUCACCAUCACACUGGUGAGUGUGGCUUGCCCGCUCUGUUUUACUCAGCUGAAUAAAGGAGUGAUUCUGGGAAUCUCCUCUGCCUUUGGCAUUUAUUGGCUUUUCAGUGACUGAGGCGGCUUGGGCCCGAUUAGCAGACCCCAACAGUACCAUGGACCUUACAGGAAGACCAUGGGAAGAAUUCACAGGAAAGUGCCUCCCUCAGCACUCUUGUAAGGCCUAAAGGGCACCUAAGCAAUCUGGUCCAAGGUACACAAUCUAGCAGAAAUGCGUGCUUAGUUAGUCCCUUUGAAAGACAGGCUUAGCUUUGUAGCUCAAUGUUUGCAGAAGCUUCAUUUACCAGUGUAAACAUGCGUCUUUGGACUGACUGGUUCUGCGUCCAGCUGACAACUUCCUUGUUCUUUUGUCGUGCCCUCGCUUUUGAGUGUUACGUGCUGGGUGUUGCGCAACACCAAGCAGUGCCUUGCGGAAAAUAUUGGAAUGGUGUGUGUGUGUGUUUCAUGUCUGUUAUCUUGCCUCACUCUCUUGCCCUUGUUUCACUUCUCAUUUCAGCCCGAGGUGUGUGUAUAUCUCUUUGGGACAAGUUAGACACGGUGUUAAUUGUAUCUUUGCAUCUAGCCUGCUGAUUUUUCAAAAUGCAAAUUGUACCAGCAGGUGUGGUAGGAAGGGUGAGAGCAGAGAGAGAGAAUUUAAUCCUUACUCUCCCCUGCUGUAGUCUGGAGGAAAAUCCGCCUUGGGAAGGAGCUAUUUGCCUUAAGGGGAAAUGUCUCUUUGUGGCAAAUUCUUCCCUCCCCCCCACAUCAAAGGCAAAUACCAGGUUCAGAAGAAGGAUUUCCCCCAGGAGCACAGCAGGGAAGGGAGAUUGUUUUGAAACAGAGUAUUUGUAAGCUUUGUGUAUUUUACAGAUUUGUAAGUCACUUUCGGGGGGGGGGGGCGCUGUGGGUUAAACCACAGAGCCUAGGGCUUGCUGAUCUCCGCGACGGGGUGAGCUCCUGUUGCUCAGUCCCUGCUCCUGCCAACCUAGCAGUUUGAGAGCACGUCAAAGUGCAAGUACAUAAAUAGGUACCGCUCUGGCGGGAAGGUAAACAGCAUUUCCGUGCGCUGCUCUGGUUCGCCAGAAGCGGCUUAGUCAUGCUGGCCACAUGACCCGGAAGCCGUACGCCGGCUCCCUCGGCCAAUAAAGCGAGAUGAGCGCUGCAACCCCUAAUGGUCAGGGGUCCCUUUACGUUUACCUUUAAGUCACUUUGAGACAUUUCUUGCACGAGAAGCAAUUUUUUAAAAAAGGGAUUAUUAAUAAUAAUUAAAUCCCCUUCCCGUGCCUGCUCUGAUUCCAUCAAAUAUCACACACACAUAUCCCAAAUGCACAGGCAAUACAUUUUGAAAAACCUGCAGCUUAGCUGCAAAGACGUAGUUUGUCCUUUUUAAUACUGAUUUGUGCCAACUUUCUGUUUGCAGUGGUUUCCUUGUCACAAACCCCCCAUCUAAGUAUCUCUAUUCUUGCUGACCUGCAGAUUCUGAGCUGCUGUGAAUUAGGACACACAUGUCCUCAUGAAGUUCUCCAGACAAGGAGAUAGGGAAUGUAGAGGAAAGAAUGUUGUUAGUUGCUACGUUUAUGUCUACAUAAUUCUUCCUACUUCUGAACUCCUCCUCCAUGUUCAUUAAUUCCCAGCUGGCUUGGUGCUUUUUAGCCCUUUCUGACUGUCAUGAGCACUACUGAGCGCUAGAAAUCCUCAAUGUAGACAGCAGCCGAUGGGGUUCAGAUUUGGUCAACAGGCUGCCUGUUACUUCUUAGUACCUACUGCUGCCAUCAUUGAGGACCGGCUACAGUUUGUAGCUCUUAUUGGCAAUUUGUGUAUUCCUUCUCAGACACACACCUCCCAACUAGUCCUGUCUGUACCAGGCUCAUACCCAAAUGAUAAUUCGAGAGCAUUUGCAGUAGUUCUGAAAAUCUGCUACAUAUCCCCAAAUAAGAGUUCCUCUGUUGUGUUGAAUGCGGAAUGAAAACGAGGUUUUUUUUUUAUACUAGUUCAUGAAGACCAAAUCUCAUUAGCGAGUGUGCACAUACACAAGAUUUCACAAUAUUCUUCCCACAUUUGGUAUUGUGGAAUAAACUGUGAAAGUGAUUUUGGAGUGUGGCAACCACUUCCUUUGCAUUUGAAAGAAGAGCUAGACUUAUUUCCAAGAACAGGUCAUUCAUUUGCCUGCCUCCCUCUCGUGUUUAGCAGUCUUCACACAUCCACUGUUUUUGCUGGGCUUAAUGUUGUACUGAUACCCAAAAACUGGGGUGCACGUUUUAAAAUUAUUGUGCACCAAAGGCUAUUCACGUUACUCUCUUCCAUUCCUUUCAUACUUGGCAGUAGUGGUAGAGCUUGUUCUACAAAAGUCGUGUUGUAUCGCCUUGAUCUCUCAAUGUAAAAGCAAAUUUAAAAAUCUAUAUAAAAUGGAUGGGCACUGGAGGAAGGGGUUAGGUGGAAGGUGACCUCUUCACUGCUAAAUCCUGUGGAGCCAAAAGUCCAGCCAUCCAAAAGCCUCUCCUAAAGGUUAGAUGGCUUUCUCCUGAAUUGGAUGAGCUCUUGUGGGAAAUAUGGAGAGAAAUAUCUCUCAAAAUCAGGCAAAGGCACAUCAUGUGCAGAACGUCAGUGAAUAUUGACUAUAUUGAUUUUCCCAAUUUUCGUAAUUUCAUUGUUGGAGUGCCUGAUUGUACAGUGGUCCCUUGGUUCUCAAACUUAAUCUGUUCCGGAAGUCGGUUCCAAAGCGUUCCAAAACCAAGGUGCACUUUCCUGUAGAAAGGAAUGCAAAAUGGAGUAAUCCAUCCCAGACUUUAAAAAACAACCCCUAAAACAGCAAUUUAACAUGAAUUUUACUAUCUAGUGAGACCAUUGAUCCAUAAAAUGAAAGCAAUAAUCAAUGUAUUGUACUAUAAAAUAAAUAAGACAGUACUGUAGAUGCUAAAAAUUAUUUCUUUUCUUUUCUUACCUGCACUGAUGAUAGUUAUUGUUUGGAUGGGGGGCUUUUAUCCAUUUCCGCAGUCACACAAUCAAUCAUUCAUUCAAUCAAUCAAUCAAUCAAUCAAUCAGUAGCUGAACUGGGUUCCACACAGUCACAAAAGCAAAUUAACCCAAAAGCCUCAAAAACAAAAACGCGAAAUAAAUAGCAAAAACAAAAGAGCCAAACUUAAUCCGUUCUAGAAGUCCAUUUGACUUCCGAAAUGUUCUAAAACCAAGGCAAAGCUUCUGAUUGGUGCAGGCGCCCUGGAAACAAUAGCCGACAGCCACAUUGGAUGUUCGGCUUCCAAAAAAUGUUUGAAAACGAACACCUCUGGAUCUUCGGCGUUUGAGAACCAAGGUGCCACUGUACUAAAAAGGGAUUUUGUGCAGCAGCCAGUUACCAUCAGUAUUCCCUUUUUAUGGACCCAAGAGAAGAGAGACACAAAAUGCCGAUUCUACAGUGCCCUGCAGCUCUUAUAAGCAAUACUUCACAUCAGUGCACACAUCCCAUUCUAAUAAUCUAAUGCCUUGGGCAAAGAAUUGAUGUAAUUUUUGAACACAACAUAAAUCCUACUAAUUGGUUGGUCAGGGCAAUUAGUAAGGGAGAAUCUUGCCAAGCCAGAAGAUAUUGUGGCCAGUUUAAAUGUAGUCCCUGUUCAAGUGUGUGCAUGUGUUUAACACUGGACUUCUUAUAUGAUUUUUCUCAAAAUUCGUCGCCUGGGUGGGUCCUACCUUAUAUAUACUAGGCAUGGGUAGGCAAACUAAGGCCCGGGGGCCGGAUCCGGCCCAAUCGCCUUCUAAAUCCGGCCUGCGGAUGGUCAGGAAUCAGCGUGUUUUUACAUUAGCAGAAUGUGUCCUUUUAUUUAAAAUGCAUCUCUGGGUUUUUUGUGGGGCAUAGUAAUUCGUUCAUUCCCCCCCCCCCCCCAUAUAGUCUGGCCCCCCACAAGGUCUGAGGGACAGUGGACCGGCCCCUUGCUGAAAAAGUUUGCUGACCCCUGUAUUAGAGACCCAAGAGAUCGCUUUCUGAAACCUUUGUUCUCGGAAGCUUGCAGGCACACCCCACAGAAAUGGUUCAGUUUCUUUUGAGUGACAAUCAUAGCUUCAUAACACAGAGAGUGGCUCUCUUCUCCGGCUGGAAAAAAAAAUCAUUAAAAAGGAGUUAAGAUAAAAUCGCUAUAAGUUGUUUGGCUGAUUUAAUCGAGCUAGAUUUAAGCUUUCUGCUUGCCUCUGGUACCUUAUUUCUCUCACAUCAUGGAUGUGGUAUUUGGAUAUUAUGGGUAUAUGUACUGUAUUAUUUUAUUAAUACUGUGGCUAGAACAUAUCAGGGGGUUGGACUAGAUGACCCUUGGGUCCCUUCCAGCUCUACAUUUCUUUGAUUCCAGUGAAUUUAUGAACAACUUCAAAGGAACUUUAUAUAUACCUUGUGGCGUGUUAGAGGUUUGUGAUCAACUUGUGCCUGCCUAGUAAGCCAUGUCUUCCUGCAUAACUGAACUGUUGUGUUGUUUUUGCUGUAUUGUUUGCUUUCUCCCUAUCAUUUCAUCACAAGUCAUUAACAUGCCUGCUAUUUCUACUGCCACUUUUUAAGACUUGUAAUUCAGCCUAUUAAUUCUACCAUCAGCUGUUCAAAACGUUAUGAUUUAGCUUUUGCAUCAUUUAAGUUCCCCUCUUGUAUAUUAAUAUAAUUCUCUAUUCCGUUAAGCUAUCUACGUUUCUGUCACGUAUUAAAGCUCUUUCCCAUAGCUGGUUUUCUUAUCCAGUAUUAUUUAUUCAGAGGCUCUAUCAAAGAGCAUAUUUCUGGAGUUCUUUCUUUCAAGUUUUGCCCAAAGGUAUAAGCCUGGGAGAAACUCCUUUGUUUUUAAUGUUCUAUUGCUGCUCUGGGUUGGCAUUAUAGUUGUCGUAUGUUACUGCUUUUGUGAUACUUUGCUAGUUGAAUAUUGUUGUUAAGCCGCUGGAACUGUUUUAUUCAUUGGUUUGCCAUUAUGGAUUUAGUAUGGUAUUGAACUAUUUAUUUUUUGCGUGUGUUUAUACAGCUUGUCUGUUGAUUCGUGUUUUAUUUAUUGUCAGCUGCUUUGAGCUUCUUUUCAGAAGGAAAAACAAGGUACAAAUAUGAAUUGAAGCAGGAGAAAUGACGUGAAAUUCUGCUUUUUAAAACAAAAUUUACAUAUAGUGCUGGUAGAGAGAAAAUGUUCUCUUUAAUUCCUCCAAGUUGUUUGGCAGUAGCACCAGGGCAGACAAAACAAUUCUUUGCGCAGCACAUUGUGAACUUACAAAAUAUGUUACCUGAAAAUUCAGUGAUGACUCUCUUUCCUCUGCCAUUCCUCUAAUUAAAUUCACAGCCUCCAGCAUCUUCUUAAAAACCGUAUCGGUUGUAUGAUUCUCCUGUGUAAUUUCUAAAUUUGUUUGGCCCAUUCACUACAAGGAAUAUUAAAUAAGAUAAUUCUCACGGUACUUAAUAGCCUCUGCAAAUAGCUCAGUUUGGAGGCAAUCUUUAAAUUUCCUUGCAUGUGAUGUUAGCAACAGCCUGGAAGUAAUUCAUAGUGAGAAGACGGAAUAUGAUAAGAAAGAAAGGAGACUGGCUGAGCAAAGCCUAUUAAGGCAAGAACUGCCUGAAUCGGGGCAAGGGGGGGUCUUAAAUCAAAAGCAGCCGCGUCUGUCAACACCAGUUAUUGCUGAUGCAGGCCUGAACAAGAAGUAAUGAACUUGCUGUUGCAGCAAGUUGAAAUGAGCUGGGAAUCUUGUACGGGGAAUGAUGAAGAAUAAAAUGAGCCAUCUCUGCCUAGAGCCAGAAUGCUUCUUGGCCAUCCCUAAGGAGAUGUGAAUAAGUGGGUAUGAGCCCUUCCGUGUUCCACAUUUGAAGCACAUAAACAUCCCUCAAGGAAUCCUUGGAACUGUGGUUUGUUAAGGGUGCUGGGGACUGUAGCCCCGGGAAGGGUAAACCACAGAGGUUGAAUCCUGACAAGUACAGUGGUACCUCGGGUUAAGUACUUAAUUCGUUCUGGAGGUCUGUUCUUAACCUGAAACUGUUCUUAACCUGAAGCACCACUUUAGCUAAUGGGGCCUCCUGCUGCUGCAGUGCCGCCGGAGCACGAUUUCUGUUCUCAUCCUGAAGCAAAGUUCUUAACCCGAGGUACUAUUUCUGGGUUAGCGGAGUCUGUAACCUGAAGCGUAUGUAACCUGAAGUGUAUGUAACCUGAGGUACCACUGUAUUGUACUCCCACUUGGACUACUGCAAUGUGCUCUAUGUGGGGCUACCUUUGAAGGUGACACGGAAACUGCAGUUAAUCCAGAAUGUGGCAGCUAGACGGAGUGGCUGCCGAGACCACAUAACUCCGGUCCUGAAAGACCUACAUCGGCUCCCAGUACGUUUCUGAGCACAAUUCAAAGUGUUGGUGCUGACCUUUAAAGCCCUAAAUGGCCUCAGCCAGGUAUACCUGAAGGAGCGUCUCCACCCCCAUUGUUCAGCCCGGACACUGAGGUCCAACUCCAAGGGUCUUCUGGUGGUUCCCUCACUGCGAGAAGUGAAGUUACAGGGAACCAGGCAGAGGGCCUUCUCGACAGUGGCACCACUCUCAUCAGAAGUCAAGGAAAUAAACAACUAUCUGACUUUUAGAAGACAUCUGAAGGCAGCCCUGUUUAGGGAAGUUUUUAAUGUUUGAUGUUUUAUUGCUUUAUUAUUGUUGUUGUUAUUGUUGUUGUUGUUAUUCUGUUGGGAGCAGCCCACAGUGGCUGGGCAAACCCAGCCAGAUGGGUGGGGUAUAUAUAAUAAAUUAUUAUUAUUAUUAUUAUUAUUCCCAGCAUUCUUUGGGGGAGGUGAUGUGCUUUCAGUGUACACUCAGCCUGCAUCGCGCGUGUGUGUGUACCUUGACGGAGCAAGAAAGCACAGUGGGAGUUGGGAGAUUUUAGCUUGCCCUGCUUCACUUCAUCGUCCGAUGUGUCAUCAUGUUAGACGAGGUUUUUACACGCAAAGAAUUCCCCUCCUUAUGAGCAAGUUUUGCAUUUCUUGUAAUCCUAACAAGAUACAUGCAGCGAGACGCAUAGGCUUAAGAAAGGAAAAAAGCAAGACAUGAAUCAUUCCUAUCACCGUGCUUGCGAACGGCACUGAUAAAUGAAAUGUUAUAUAUAUAUUUCUUUCACCAUAUCCUUCCUAAGCCAUUUGACCCUCCUGAAUGUUGAGUAAGUAAUUACCUUUGCUUAUGCAAUGGGCCGUAAUGUUUAGUGAGCGGAGAUCUUUGCUUACAGUUUUCAACUGUGUUUGCCUUACUUUGGGUAGAUCUUUUGGCUUUUAAAGAGGUUUUGCUCAUGCGACAGUGGAACUUUUUAUUCCUUUUUCCUAAACAAAAAGCAAUUGCUUACUGUGCUAUUUCCUGACAGAAUGGUUGGCCCAAAUUUAUUUUGAAAUCUUGCCCCCGCCUUGGACUCCACGAAGCAGUUCAGUGCGACUCCUCUGUCCAACAUUAGGGUCUUCUCAUAGUCUGGUGUGCCAGUACACAUGUGGUUCCUUUUUGACUCUUUAAGCAACAAAUGAGCAAUAGUUAAAGCGGCUACAAAUAUGUAGUAGUACUAAUAAUAAUAAUAAUAAUUUAUGAUUGUGGCGUUCGUACGGAGCGUUCGUACGGAGCAAUAGUCUCACGGACUAUUGACCCAUACACCACUAAUCCGCUGCCACCAACCAGGUCCUCCCUGGUAAAAUCACUUCAGCCUCAGUCAGCUGCUCAAUUAAUAAAGAAGAGUGUAUUUUAUUUCAGACACAAACAAACUUUUCCUGCGUUCCAAACGUUGUUACUCUUUACUUUCUUAGUCUUAUUUUCCUCUCUCUAUCUCUUCUACCUCCCCUCACUCAAGAACCCACUGCUCUAACCGUUUCUCUAUUUCCAACUGCCUUUCCCAACCAGCCAACCCACUAAAACCAACCAACGACCCACCAACAACUCUGGACCAUCUCCCACCAUUUUCUUAAUUUGGAGUCCCCAGAAAUAGGGGACAUCUUAUACACGGAGGCGUGUUAUACAUGGAAAAAUACGGUAUUUAAAUAGUCCAAAAAAUGCCAUACUUUUAUUUUUUGAAGGCUUAAGACUAAAGUAUUAAAUAGUUAAAACACCCAGCAGGAAAAUUGUAUUUCCUUGGAUUGGGGGAGGGUGGAAUAUGUACAUGUAUAGCUGACUAUCCUUUUAUCAAAGGCGUAAUAGCGAAAGAAUCCAUUGCUCCCUAAUGUAUUACGGCAUAAGUUUUCAUAAACAAUUGUCUGGUUCUUUGGAUAAAGUGAACAUUAAUGUAGGAAAAGUUUAUUCCAGUAUAAAUCUGCUUGUCUUGAAGUGUGUGUGGGGGGGACGACGACGACGACGACGACAGGCAUCUUCGUUUGUUUUGCUGCAGCAGCCUAAUAUGGCUACCACUCUGGAACCAAAAACAUAACCUGCAUUUUUAACAAUCGUUUCAGGUGCCUAUGAAAUCUCCCUUGAACGUCUUGACAACACAUCAGUUAGGAUUAAACCCGCAGCGCAAGGAAAGUGUGCACUGGUUGUAGGAGGAAACAAGUCUUAUUCCGAAAGGAAAAUAACCUCUCCGCAGUGGCUUCGUUUUGAGUUUGAUUGUGAAACGCCGCAGAAUUAUUGGGAAUUGGUGAUUGAGAGGGACAUUGGUAAGUUGCACUAUGCUAUCCAGUUUUUAUGAGCUUCUAAAAGUAAUUUGGAUAUUUGUCAACCUGAGCUGCAUGCUGAAAGCCUAAAUGACAAGGGUAAAUAUUAUUUAUCUUCUACUUGUUACAGUACCAUCCUCUUUGUUGCUAAUUAAGGGCUUGGGGCUGUCAACUGAACUGAAAUAACUUAACUGUAUAAAUCAUCUUCCUUUUAACUGAUUAUUUAGCUGUUUUUAUACAGGGGUAGGGGCGUGGGUGGCGCUGUGGGUUAAACCACAGAGCCUAGGACUUGCUGAUCAGAGGGUUGGCCUCGGGAGAAACCCGAAUUACCACACUAGAAUGUGACUGUUCACCGCUGGUUCUGCUCAGUCCUCUGCUUUUAAUGCUGAGAAUGUGCUUCUGACCACGUGUUCCUCCUGAGGAGCCCAGUGCUCUUUAAAAAAUGUCCCAUUAAGAUCUAAGCAACUGUGGGCUUUUAUCUGCGACACGCAAAAAGGCCUGGCCAGUAAAAUCCAUACAUUGUCAGAGAAUCAGAAUUGUAGGGCUGGAAGGGACCCCGUGGCUAUCUAGUCCAACCCCUCAAAUGCAAGAAUCACAGUUAAAUCACCCUGGCAGGUGGGUGUCCAUGCUCUGUUUAAAAACCUCUAGUGAAGGGGAGCCCACCAACUUCCAAGGUAGUCCAUUCCAGUGUCAAACAGCUCUUGCCAUCAUAUAAUAUAACAUAACAUAACAUAACAUAACAUAACAUAACAUAACAUAACAUAACAUAUACAGUGGUGCCCCGCAAGACGAAUGCCUCGCAAGACGAAAUACUACCUAGACGAAAGAGUUUUCCGUUUUUUGAGUCGUUCCGCAAGACGAAUUUCCCUAUGGGCUUGCUUCGCAAGACGAAACGUCUUGCGAGUUUUUGCGAGUUUGUUUCCUUUUUCUUAAGGCCGCUAAGCCGUUAGUAGCCGCUAAGCCACUAAUAGCCGCUAAGCCGCUAAUAGCCGUGCUUCGCAAGAAGAAAAAACCGCAAGACGAAGAGACUCGCGGAACGGAUUAAUUUCGUCUUGCGAGGCACCACUGUAAUAAUAUAAUAUAGUAUUAUAUUAUAAUAUAAUAUAAUAUAAUAUAAUAUAAUAUAAUAUAAUAUAAUAUAAUAAUAUAGAGAUUUGAUUGAUUGAUAUGAAGCCCAUUUCAAACAAGCUGCACUUACAGCUGGAGGUUCUAAUCAAUUUAAUUGACAGAUCAAUCAACUAAAAACAUAGUUGAUUAAACCAUGGGCCAAGAGUUCUUAAGUGGACACGAUGGUUUAUAUGAACCAUUCUUGUUUUGGUUUUCUCCUGUGAAAAGCAACGGUCUGUAAUUCCGCUUGCCACCUCUGGCCAUGAUCCAUCACCCUCCGGCAAGGGUGGGUAGAGAAGCUUUAGCCUUUUCCAGCUUGGAGUGGGGGGGGGAGAGGGGGUCAUCCCUGUGGCUGCAUCACACUCAGAUGUUGAGCUCAAAUGCCGGCGAAAAUAGCCAACCUGAGGCUGCCAGAUGGAGGCCGGGGCAAGCUGCGAUGGCACUUAGAGCAUCUUGCAUCCCAGCACCAAAGCAAGACCAAGCCUUCUCCUUCGGCUCCAAGAGAGAGGAGCUGAGAUGCAUAGCACCAAGCAAACCCAUUUCUCCUCUUCCUCUUCCCCAACUGACAAAUCUUGGAGAGGAGCAGUGGUGGGGGUGAUUGUUACUGAACCCUAUAAAAGUGCAGCAGAAAACCAGCAGAAAAAGGAAAGGGUGGGAUUCUGACUUGGCAAACAGGGCCAAACAAAAACAAAAAAAGGAAGCAGCGUUUAUUUUUUAAUUUACGAGUUCUUUUACAUUUCCCACAGUAGCUCAAAAAGCCCCUUGGUAUGCGUACAUUUUGGCUCCCGGACAAUGGAAAACCAGAAGUGAUUGUUCCGGUUUUCAAACAUUCUUUGGAACCCGAAUGUCUGACGCAACUUCCGUGGCUUCCGAUUGGCCUCAGGAGCUCCCUGCAGCCAAUCAGAAGCCUUGCCUUGGUUUCCAAACGUUUUGGAAGUCGAACGGACUUCCGGAACGGAUUCCGUUUGACUUCUGAGGUACCCCUGUAUAAAGGUAAAGGGACCCCUGACCAUUAGGUCCAGUCGUGACUGACUCUGGGGUUGCGAUGCUAAUCUCACUUUAUUGGCUGCGGGAGCCGGCUUACAGCUUCCGGGUCAUGUGAUCAUGUGACCUUCUGAUCGGCAAGCCCUAGGCUCUGUGAUUUAACCCACAGCGCCACCCGCAUCCCUACGCAGUGCCACUAUAGAUAGCUACUAUUCAUUAUUUAAGCCUACCCUCUGUCAAAGUCCAACUGAUCUGAGUCUGUGACAUUUAUUUUCCUAUAUGAUGUGAUCUCACAAUAAAAUAUAAUAGCACCUACUUCUCAAGUGAGAAUGAGAUCCCAUCAAUGAACCCGCUGCAUUAUUGCAGCAUUAAUGUCGUGCUAAUAAAAUACCAUUUUUCAUCACUUCACAUUCAAAGCCUUCAACUGUCACACAUUUCCCAGAAGUUCUGAACACCACAAUAGUGAUUUUGGUAAAGACACAACCAUGGAUUUCAGUCUUCAAAUAAUAAACUAGGCUGGGUGGUUGUUAAAGAAAAAGAAAACGUAAAAGACGUGAGUGCCUUGUUUGCUUAGAACAGGGUUUCGCAAACUUGGGUCUCCAGCUGUUUUUGGACUACAACUCCCAUCAUCCUUAGCUAGCAGGACCAGUGGUCCAGGAUGAUAGGAAUUGUAGUCCAAAAACAGCUGGAGACCCAAGUUUGGGAAACCCUGGCUUAGAAUGUGCAUAGAGAAUUACUAAAAGCUCUUAACAUAAAUGAAAGAGUAAAAGGAUUAUAAUUUAACUGGAUGGUCUUGUGUGAUGAUCAUUCUUACAUUAUGUGUGUCUGUGUGUUUCUAGAUUGUAUGAGAGGACCAUGUCCCUUUGGAGAUGUUCUGCUUCUGCCUUCUGGGUUCCUGCCCUUUAACAAGACCUUCAUAUGGGACGUUAAAGCCAGAAGGUUAGAUGGGCUUGAACUGAAGUUCUCUCCGUUCUUAAGACAAGUUCUGCCUGGAGAGACUUGCCCCGACCAAGUUCUUUACAACAUUGGCACCCUUCUUAAUACGAACAGAGUCAACAUUGGAAACUUCUGUGGAAAUGGUACUGUGUCACGUAUCAAGGUGCAAGGGGGAGUUAUUAUGACCCUGAAGCUUCCAUGGAACUCUAAUGUCCGUGUCUCUGGCUUUAAGCUUGAAGGCAGGUCUUCCAUCCAAAGUGAGUAUGAUUUGCUUCUGUUGUCAGCAGAAAAAUUAAUGAUAUUUUAACACACUAUCUUUAAGUGUGGUUCUGUAGGCUUGCUUUCUUCUAAGUUGGUUGGAGGGGGAUCUUCCUGGAGUAGGUUUCUCUCAAAGACAUUUCUGGUUUUGCAGUGGGUGAGGGAGAAGGCGCUGAAGGACAGGGUUGGAAGAAGAUAGCUUUUGAAGGAAAGGAGGGAGAAUCCUGACCUUCAUUUAGCAUCCUAAGCCUACUUGCGAGCAAUAUGGAAGGGGCUAAAUUACCGUAUUUUUCGCCCUAUAGAACGCACCUUUUCCCCUCCAAAAAUGAAGGGGAAAUCUGGGUGCGUCCUAUGGGGCGAAUGCAGACUUUUGAAGCUUGGAGAGCGAGAGGGGUCGGUGUGCAGCGACCCCUCUCACUCUCCAGGCUUCGGGAACACACCCGCAGCCUAGGCAGCCCUGCGGGAGUUCCCGCAGGGCUCCCUACGCUGCGGAUAGCAGCCUGCCGCCCUGCGUGAGGGGCGCCCUGAACCAGAGUGCCCCACCCGCCGGGCAGACAUCCGCAGUGUGUCCCCACAAGCUCGGGGGACAGCAAGGAGGCGCAGUGCCGCCAUCCCGCUGUUCCUCGACCUGGUUCGGUUUCCCCUACCUGGUUUGGGGGGGGGGGAGGAAAAAAAAAUUCCUUUAUUUCCCCCCCAAAAAACUAGGUGCGUCCUAUGGGACGGAGCGUCCUAUGGGACGAAAAAUACGGUAAUGCGCUGGGCUGUUUCUUAAACACAAGCGUACAUUUGUAUAUUAAAUAAUGUGCUAACAUAACACAAGAAUGGUAUUACAUGUAUCUAUGGAAGAUGUAGACUAGCUAAAAUCCUAAAGGCCUGUCCAGAAGAAUGGAUGUGGGAAGGGAUGAAGGCACAUGUUACUUCUCACACUUUUAAAGAGGUGGGUGACCUAUAUACUCAAAAAGUAACGUGAGGAGCGGCCCUGGUAUAUACCUAUUCUGUUUCUCAUAAUGGAAAUUACCUGUUUCUUUCAUGUUGCAUGUUGCAGUUCUCUUUCACAACUAUAUAACCUAAGGGCGAGGGUUGUUUGAAAGGGCCCUGUGACAAAAUUGCUCUUCAUAAAAAACAACAACUUUACCUGUGUAAUGUGAGUGUGCUUUCAAACAACCUCCCUUGAACCAACUGAAAAUCGUUUUACCCAAAUUGAUAGUGGACCAAUUUUCAUAUAUAUAUAUAUAUAUAUAUAUAUAUAUAUAUAUAUAUAUAUAUAUAAAAUCGUUCUCAUCUGUAUUGUUUCUUGACUGUGUAUUGACCUAUAAUACUUCUGCCAAACUCCCAUGGUUCACUCUGCCCACCAGACCGUACAGAAUGGGUUUUUCUUGUAAGCCAAAGCUGCUUAGUCAGAAUAAGUUAGCUUAUACCAGCCCACAUAAACAUAGAGGGACCCCAGGGCCAGGUUUAGGUUUGAUCAGGCCCUGAGCUACUGAAGGUAAUGGGACCCUUUAUAUGUCCAGCUAUCCUUUGUCAACAACAAAUCGUUGCUGUUUUUUGUGUGUUGAAUACUGUAUUUUUCGCCCUAUAGGACGCACUUUUUCCCCUCCAAAAAUGAAGGGGAAAUGUGUGUGCGUCCUAUGGGGCGAAUGCAGGCUCUCGCUGAAGCCUGGAGAGCGAGGGGGGGUCGGUGCGCACCGACCCCUCUCACUCUCCAGGCUUCAGGAAGCUAUCCGCAAGCCGUGGGAGAGCUGCGCGGCUUCGGGCUUUUGGCUUUUGGCUUCGGGCAGCUAGCAGAGAGCUUGCCUGCACCCAGAAGCUUGGGGCGCGCUGAGCUCAGCACGCCCCAGGCUUUGGGCUUCGUGUGGCUAGCGGAGAGCUUGCCUGCACCCAGAAGCUUGGGGCGCGCUGAGCUCAGCACGCCCCUGGCUUUGGGCUUCGCGCAGCUCUCCGCUAGCCGUGGGAGAGCUGCGCGAAGUCGCGAAGCUCUCCCACGGCUUGCGGAUAGCAGACUGUUCUGGGGGCUGGGGUCGGAGGAAGCUUGGGCUUCCCCCACCCCAGCCCCGCACCUGGGGGGGAAAUAAUUUUUUUUUAUUUCCCCCCCAAAAAAAACUAGGUGCGCCCAAUGGGCUGGUGCACCCUAUGGGGCAAAAAAUACGGUAUAUGCUAUACAGUAUGGUAAUUUAUGGACCUGCACAACACAAGACACAGUUGCUGUAUGUGGGUUUUAUUUUAUUUGUUUUUUAUCUUAUGUUUUGGAAAUGUACAUCCAGUUUUUUUUCUUUAAUUUUUUUGGGAGCCCCCAAGAGAGUGGGGCCUAUAGCUUGUUUAGCUUAUAUGUAAAUCCGACACUGAGGGAACCCCAAAAAACCACAGUGUCACUGUCUUCACUUGAGCCAGAAUUUGCAAGCUAAGCCCUGCCCAUGAGAGACUACAACACACAUAUCACCUUAGAAACUAAACCAGGCAUAGGCAAACUCAGCCCUCCAGAUGUUUUGGGACUACAAUUCCCAUCAUCCCUGACCACUAGUCCUGUUAGCUAGGGUUCAUGGGAGUUGUAGUUCCAAAACAUCUGGAUGGCCGAGUUUGCCUGUGCCUGAACAUAAGCUCUCUUUUAUGCUCAUAGUGGUCAUGUCUGUCUGUCUGUCUGUCUGUCUGGGUAUACUUUCUCAGUCAAAGGUAAUUGAAACUCUUUUUCUUGGUGGCCUAAUUCUGGCACCAGCUUGGCCUUGAGUGUAGUUCUAACAAGGCAAGGGUCACUAUCCUGAGGUUUCUGGUGACUGCUGGGUUGGGAAGAACGACUGCAAUGCAGCCACUCUCUAGUUCAAACAAAUUUAUAAUUUUGAGGUUCGCCAGUGAUUGUAUAUGUUCACAAAUGCUUGUCUCCCUUUGUGUUUAAAAUAGGAUUGUGCAUUGUUGAAUCCACAUUUCAAACCGAAGGAGAAGCAACCUUGAUAUCUGCCAACUACCCGGUGGGGUUACCAGAAAACGAACUCGUGGCCUGGCAAUUUGUCAUUCCGUUCAACUUAAGAGCACGUAUCUCUAUCCUCAACUACACCACCGCAAAAUGUGAACGGAACUUUCAGACAGUCGAGUACCAAUUACCUGGGCAGCAUCCUCAAGAGCUGACACCCAAAGAGGGGCAGUCUGUCGUUCUUGCUGGUAAUUUCAACCUUUCCAUGCAAGGCUGUAAGCAAUAUCAGCAGAAUGCUGGGGCCCACAAUUUGCAUUUUAAAGUUUUUGUUCAGCGCCCUGAAAAUGAAGAGAGUAAGUAACCAAUUCCCUCUUUUCCUUUUCCUUUUCUCUUUUCUUUGGUUAAUGGGUCUUUGUGUGUGUGUGUGUGUGUGUGUGUGUGUGUGUGUGUGUGUAUAAAAGAUAGAGAGAGACCACACACCUCUGUGCACAGCAAAACUUACUGGGGCAAAAUAUGCACUAUGGGUUAAUAAUACAGGUACCCUUUUUUCUUUUGGAAAAACACCACACUAUACAGUCGUACCUUGGAUCUUGAACGCCUUGGCUCCCAAACAAAUCGGCUCCCAAACGAUCGAUACCCGGAAGUGAGUGUUCGGGUUUUCAAAUGAUUUUCGGAAGCCGAAUGUCUGGUCUGGCUUCUGAUAGGCUGGAGGAGCUUCCUGCAGCCAAUCAGGAGCCGCACUUUGGUUUCCGAACAUUUUGGAAGUCGAACGGACUUCCAGAACGGAGUCCGUUUGACUUCCAAGGUACAACUGUACUGGAAAAGAUGGCCUCAAUAAAUAAAAAAUAAAUAAAUAAAAGUAAAGCAUUGCUUUCUGGUAAUUUCCAUGCCCGUAAGUAGGAAUGGAGUCAGAGCUGUACCUUAUAUUGGUUACGAUUGGAAAUUGGAUUUAAUAAUAAAUUCAGUUCCUGAAUUUAGAAGGCCAUUGUCGACAUGACUUCCCUGUCAGAGAUUAAGUUUAGACAGGGGUGUUGGACAUCCAUUCAGGAUUUUGGGCUAACUGAAGUUUACUACGUUUGUCAGGUAAUACCAUUAUGAAGAAUAGCACGUUAAAGCAAACCUUGGGGCCGUCUCCUCUUCAGGGGUUACAAUGGGAUUGUUGCAAAGGAGAUGGUUGCCAAUGUCAGGAAACUGCUGUUGGAAGAAGGGAGAGAGAGUUAGUGGACAUUUUUGUGCCUGUUGGUGGAUUGAAGUCACUUAACUUUACAAAAGCACAAACUUAAAAGGAGGACCCACAAUCGAUGACACACUGAUUGAUAAAGUAUUCCAUUAAUAUGCCAUGACAGUUGCUUCUAUGGAGAAUUCAGGUAGUUCAUAGUUCUGUUCAAGAGAGGGGGUAACUUUCUUUACCUGUCCAUGUAAAUCAGAAAUUGGUGAACAGCUUAACGGUUUCAAAACAUGCCCCUAAGUAAUUUAGAUUCUUCUUUAGAUCUUGCAAAUCAUGGAACAAUAGCUGCACCAUUUUCUUCUUUUUAAGAAAGGGACUAGGUGCUACAGUUCUUCUAAAUGAUCUCUGUUUUCUUGUUUUCAGACGUAACCUACAGAGUUGACCUCAUGAGAGAGAGGGACUUAAAUCUUACAAUAUUUUCGAAGCCAACACAGCCUGGAAGUUUAUGCUUGAUCUGUAUUAAUCGUAGUAAAAAAUGUGAGACCAACGUGACUUUAGUAUCCGGUUCCAGUUACACUAUCGCCUUACUGUGUAAAAAUACAGAGAAUGUGAGGGUAACGGCUGUGCAGUCUAAAGGUAUGAACAAAAUGUCUGGAAUUUAGUUCCCUUAAAGUGUGUAUUUGGCGGGGAGACAUCUGACAAGAAUGUACUCCUAUUUUUACUUGCCCUUGCAAAUGCUGUUUGUUUUCGUCAUCUGUCCUUUUGUUGCUCAUUAGCCUUGACUAAUUAGAAAUAACAUUUGAGUUUUUAGAUGGGCAGAUGGAGCUGAGGUAAAUUGUCAAUUGAUGGGACCACCAUCGUAUGUUCUGCAAAUUCAGAUUGCAGAAAGUCUCACUUUCUUUUCAGGAGAACAAAAGUGUAGCUCAGUCUACACAGAUGCCAUUGCUUUUAAACUUAGUCUUCUGUCUUCAUUAUUUUUAAAAGCGUGGGGUUUUGACAAGGGAAGUGCUGUUAUAAGUCGGGUGCCUAUAUAAUCUUGCAGUGGGCCUUAUUUUAUCACACUGUUUCUUUUGUUUUAUCUAUCUCUUAAUGAGAGCUAAAAUGUUUUUCUUUAAUUUUUUAAAUAGAGUGAAAUGCUCCUUAAACGAAACAGUAUUACAGUCCUGUUAUUAACUAUAACCACUGUCAUUUUAGUUAGAUACUGCUCUUGCUGUCGAUGAAUGCAGGCCAGGGGGCACCAUAAUAAAACACAAUAAAUAUAUUCAGCAGUUGUUGUUUUUUAAAAAGAUAACAUAGUAGUGUGACAACAUAAUAGCAACCUGUUCAGUAAAGGAAACUCAUAACCUCAAAGCCUGGGGGAACAAAUACCGGUAUAUAUUUAUUAUAUGUAUUUAAUUUGUAUCUCACUCCCCCUUGCUGAUCACAGAUCCAUGACAUUUUAAUACUUAAUAAUAAUAAUAAUAAUAAUAAUACUUUAUUGUUAUACACCACCCAUCUGGCUGGGUUUCCUCAGCCACUCUGGGCGGCUCCCAACAGAAUACUAAAAACACAACAAAACAUCAAACAUUAAAAACUUCCCUAAACAGGGCUGCCUUCAGAUGUCUUCUAAAAGUCAGGUAGUUGUUUCUUUCCUUGACAUCUGAUGGGAGGGCGUUCCACAGAGCGGGCGCCACUACCAAGAAGGCCCUCUGCCUGGUUAAAAAAUGACUUAACCCUUUUUGCUAGGUUCCAUUUUAAAAAAAAUUAUUAUAACGCUAUAACUAUUUCACUGUUUUAAUUCCCCCCUUUAAAUUAGUGGAGUUGACUGUUAAAAAAACAAAUAAACUGAAAUGACUCCGAUCACAAAUGUUGUAGUGAAUGUGUGUUCGGCCUCAGAUUGUUCAUGUGAAAUGGACUUUCUCCAUAUUUUUCUUCUUCUUACCCAUGUUUAGAGACCACAAUAAUAAUAAUAAUUUAUAAUAAUAAUUUAUUAUUUAUACCCCGCCCAUCUGGCUGAGUUCCCUGCCCUCCCAUCAGAUGUCCCUGCCCACUCUGGGCGGCUCCCAAUCAAGUGUUAAAAACAGUACAGCGUUAAAUAUUAAAAACUUCCCUGAACAGGGCUGCCUUCAGAUGUCUUUUAAAGAUAGGAUAGCUGCUUAUUUCCUUCACAUCUGAAGGGAGGGUGUUCCACAGGGUGGGCGCCACUACCGAGAAGGCCCUCUGUCUGGUUCCCUGUAACCUCACUUCUCGCAAUGAGGGAACUGACAGAAGGCCCUCGGUGCUGGACCUCAGUGUCCAGGCUGAGUGAUGGGGAUGGAGAUGCUCCUUCAGGUAUACAGGACCGAGCCUGUUUAGGGCUUUAAAGGUCAGCACCAACAUUUUGAAUUGUGCUCGGAAACGUACUGAGAGCCAAUGCAGAUCUCUCAGAACCGGUGUUAUGUGGUCCCAGCGGCCACUCCCAGUCACCAGUUUAGUUGCCGCAUUCUGGAUUAAUUGCAGUUUCCGGGUCACCUUCAAAGGUAGCCCCAAUCACCUCCAUGGGCCUAUCUCCUGUGCAGGUGGUGAUGACCACAUUCCUAGGUACCUGACCUCCUAGGGAAGGGAGACAUGGCCACCCCUCUUUUGUACGCCCCCUGCCAUCCUCUAGCCCUAGCCUACAACAGCCCCUUGGUUGACCAGACUCUUAGCAAAAUUCGUGGCUCCCCAGUAGGCCUUUUUCCUUGACUCCUCUGUCCCAGACUCAUCAAAUUUCUGCAUAGCUCUUUGAUACCCCAUAUGUCUUCUAUGGGUAGCCACCUGCCUGUUUCUCUGGCCCAGAGCCUAUGGCUAUAACCGUGUGUCUUUCUCAUUGCAGUCUGUUGGAAUUCCAAAGCCUGCCAGAUGAGACCCUUCCAUCUGCUUGUACCGCCGUUUCUUACUGGGCUGCCAAUCCUGCUUGACACGUUUACGUGGAAACUCCAGGCCCCGGCAGACACCCUCAUAGAAAUCAGGUCUCCAGCCUCGAAACUUAAGCAACAUAUCCCAAACCAGAAUCAAGUAUGCUCUGGGGGUUAUAGUUACUCCAUUAAUGGCAGCGCCCCAGAAAAGGCGUUGCGACUCGGUGUCUUCUGCCCUGGUGGAGCUAUUGAGAAAAUUCAGAUGAAAGACAACAUCACUGUAAUGCUUAAGACGUAUGGCAGAAGGUGGAUCAGUGAGACUCUGAAACCGAACCUCACAUUGUUUUUUAUGCCCGUUAUUCAAGGUGAGUUUAUUCUGUUUCGCUCCUUCUCUGCAUUCAAAAAGUAAAGAAAGUUAAAAUCUUGUAUCAGCCCAGUGAAAGGCCCUUUCCCGAACUGAUGUCAAAUAUCCCGAGGUUGAAAUGUGGUUAUUCUGGUUUUUUUGGGGUGUAAUAUCUGAGAUCUAGUAAAAUUUGGAUUAUGGCAAGGAAGUCUAGGUGUUGUCGUUCUAAAAGGGUUAUAUGGUUAAGGAUCCACGAGCAAGAGAGGGAGCUUUCGUGGGGUCAAAGUCAUCGCUGUGAAUAUAUUUAAAAUCCCACCAAAAUUCACGUAGUUUGAGAUUUCGGCAGACGUCAGCAUGGAUUUUGAAGCAUUGUCUGCAAUGAUUGUGCCUAGACAUUUUGGAAAAUAAUAGUAAUUUAAAAAAUCAGAUUGCCAUGAAACAAAGGGGUGCGAUUUGGUAAAGACAGAAGAAAAAAUACGGACAAAUAAUUACAACACGUAGCAGCAAGGAUAAAGAUCUUCACUUGUGGACUAAUAAAUUAUAGCAUGUAUUAAUACGAAUAGAAGUCAUAAAUACUGCAGCUGUUGAAUAACGGACUAUUAUUAUGAUUGGAAUACAAUUGGAUUAAGUAAGACUUUGGAAGCAGAAAUAAUUUUUUUUUUAUUAAACCUGUAAUUCUAGCAUGAGGGGGCCCCUCCAAAAUUAUACAAUUGGAUAUUUGAUUAAUUUAUAUUUGAUUUGGUAUUGUGAUUUGAUAUGAAUAUAAUGGGGUGUAUUUUGGAUUUUUGUAAUUGAAAACUAAUAAAAAUUAAUUGGGGGGUGGCACAGAGAGAAACGAAUGGUCUGGGAAAGGGGCAUGGGUUAAUUUAUCAAAGGAGAGUUUAGCAUGUCUGCUUGCAGACAGGUUUUGUGGCAGGGCGAACUUAGAUCUUCCACAGCAUGUUUCGCCGCAGCUCUAGGAUGGCUGAAAUAGAGAAGCAGGGAGAAGGGAACAUGGAAGAGGAGAACAAGUUGGUUUUCUCCUGCUCUGGAGGGUAGGACUCGAACCGAUUGCUUUGAGUUACAGGAAAGGAGAUUCCGACUAAAUAUUGGGGGAAACUUUCUGACAGUAAGAGCUGUUCAACAGUAGAAUGGUCUCCCUUAGAAGGUAGUGGACUCUCUUUCCUUGGAAGUUUUUAAGAAGAGGUUGGAUGGCCAUUUGUCACGGAUGCUUUAGCUGAGAUUUCUGUAUUUCAAGGGAUUGGUGUUCUGUACAUAGUAUGCUUAGUGCUAAAGUUUAGUCUUAUCCAGGGUGGAUAAAAAUCAUUGAUUAAAAAAAUAAUAAUCGGAUUUAAAAAAAAAUUAAAUCUGAUUUAUUUUAUUUAAAUUGGAUUUUUUGAAAUUUAAAUCGGAUUUUAAAAAUAAAAUACUUUUGGAGGAAAAAUCUUUCUAAAGAUAGUUUUCUAUUUAAGUUACAUUAUAGUCCAAAGGCUAUUCAUCAGGAAAUAAGGAUUUGUUUUAAAUUUUUCAUGUGUGCUAAAACUCUGUUGUUGUUUUUUAAAAUUGUUUAAUCACAUCAGUUAACAAACAUGGAUACAUAUGCGAUAAUGUUAUUGUUUUAGUUAAAUAAAUUGUUUAAAUUGUUAUUAAGGGAAUGAUUAUUUUUCACCUUCCAAUAAAGUACAGCAGAAAAGUUGUCCAAAUAAUUUCAUAAUUACCUGUCUUUGUAUUUCUACUAGUAUCACCAAAUCAGAAAUUUUUGAUAUAAAUGUAAAAACUACUCUGAAAAUUUAUUAUUCCAAAAACGAAACCUUCAUCUGGUUGUAAAUAUUAAGAUUAUACCAGCAAGAAUGAGUCUUUCUGUAAAAAAAUGAUUUAAAUCAAGUCUUACUGACAAGUGAUUUAAAUCUAUUCGAUUUAAAUCAAAUCCACCUUUGUCUUAUCAUAAGUUAAGUAAUUGUAAGUUAGUUAAGUCUGCUGCAACUGGAUUUUCUUAUGGACUGUGCCAAUCCUGAAUGUAUUGGAUUUGUGACCAUUAUGCUCAUUUGCCUUCAGUAGCAGUAAAGCUCUGUACAAUUGCCUCUGGUCUACUGUUUGGGAAAUUCUGCUACGUGUUUAAGCUUUUCCUCCACACGUAUGACAUAGGUGACCAACUCUACAAUUCUAUGACUCUAUGAGAAGUGAUUCAGUGGGAUGUGAAACCAGGCAGAUUCCUUUGUGUACACAAUUUUUUUUAGCACAGCUUAAAUUGCAGGAUCUGCAUGUCUUAGAGAUGGCCAAGCUUUCUUUCACAAAGGGUUUAUUUUGUCUUGCACGGGGAAGUAAAGGGCAGCAAUGACUUCGCACAUUUGUUUUUUUGUGUGCUCCCGCAGAAGAGUGUGUAUUCAGCGUUACCCCAGAUCCGAAAACCGAAGUUUACCUGCAAACCCCUAACUGGCUGGAAGGUCUGCCUCCUUUCACGUCUGUGUAUUGGAACAUCACCGUCCCGGCAAAACAAGUUGCGCAGCUGUCGUUCCCAAAGGACCGUAUGGGUGUUACUUGUGUACAGAGCCGGGCGAACAUCUAUAUUCAGGAACAGAGACCAAAUGCAGAAGAAACCGUGCGCCGCGAAGAUCAGAAACUACCUAAAACUCUCGAUCUGAAGCAUCAUUUCUGGGUAAACAUCACUAACUGUAAGCCGGCGACCAAUCAACAACUGAGCAUGCAGUUCAGGGUGAAGUUUGUUCAGAAAAAAGCAGGUGAGGUACCACAUGUUGUGCGUUGUUUCACAAUAACCAAAGGGAGGUUCCGUCCUGACAAUUGUUCAUCUUUCAAUUCUGUGUUCUUUUCCCAUGAACCUACAGAGUUGAGGAAGAACUUUCUACCUGGUUUCAGUCACACAGGGGUUAAUUUCCUGGGCUAUAGACAGUACAACGGUACCUUGGUUCUCAAACUUAAUCCGUUCCGGAAGUCCGUUCCAAAACCAAAGCGUUCCAAAACCAAGGUGCGCUUUCCCAUAGAAAGUAACGCAAAAUGGAUGAAUCCGUUCCAGACUUUUAAAAACAACCCCUAAAACAGCAAUUUAACAUGAAUUUUACUAUCUAACGAGACCAUUGAUCCAUAAAAUGAAAGCAAUAAUCAAUGUACUGUGCCAUAAAAUAAAUAAGACAGUGUUGUAGAUGAUAAAAAUUAAAAUUCCUUUUUUUUCUUACUUGCACUGACGAUAGUCAUUGUUUGGAUGGGGGGCUUUUAUCCAUUUCCACAGUCACACAAUCAAUCAAUCAGUAGCUGAACUGGGUUCCACACAGUCGCAGAAACAAAUGAACUGAAAAAGCCUCAAAAACAAAAAUGUGAAAUAAAUGGCAAAAAUGAAAGCACAAAACUUAAUCCGUUCCGGAACUCUGUUUGACUUCCAAAAUGUUCAAAAACCAAGACGCAGCUUCUGAUUGGUGCAGGCACCCUGGAAACAAUAGCCGGCAACCACAUUGAACACGCGGCUUCCGAAAAACAUUCGGAAACCGGAACACUUACUUCCGGGUUUUUGGUGUUUGGGAACCAAGGCGUUUGAGAACCAAGGCACCACUGUAGUUCCUAGCUGUCAACAUGGACUUCCUUCUCUUACGCACUUCUUCUACCUAUGUUGAGCAUCUUUUCAGCUGCUUUCAGCAAGCUUGUAUCCCCCAGACCACUGGACCACUUCCCCUGCCAGCCCGCAAGGUGGGGGGGGGGCCUACAAGGAUUUGGGAAGGAGGUGUAUGUGGGACUCUGUCAGCUCCCAGGGCCCUCGCACAACCUUCCCAGAGCCCUUUAAGCGAGGAAAACCUGUUGGGUGUAAGGUGUAAGGUGCAAGUUUACCUGUGCUUCAUUUGUUACCAUAAACUGUUAACUUUGUGUAAAAUGGGAUGGAGCUAUCAGAGGACUCUGCUGUAUUAGUAAAGAAACAGCGAAUGGAACACGCUAUAAACAUGCAACACCAGAUGGCGCCCGAGAGCAGGAAAUUUUAGAACCCCGUUUUACAUAGAGAUUUUUUUCUUAUGUUGAAACGAUCUCAUUUCUGUCUUAUUUAUGGCGUUUCCCUUGUGUUUAUAUCCACCCAAACAAAGUUCAUAUUUUCAUGGCGCAACCAUGGCAGAAAUGUUCAGGGCUGCUUUUAGUGAAACUCCCCGUUGAAACAUGGCAACUACCUGUGAACAUUGCAUAUAGAAGGGAAUAACUCUUCGCUUUUUUAGUGUAUAAAUAUUCAUGGUGCUGAAGAAAUCUGGAACAUAUUUCCUGUCACAGCUGAACUUUUAAAUGAGGCUAGAUAGUCAUAGCAGUUGAGAGAUUAUAUUAUCUAAAUUUCUUUUUCUAUUCUAUUUGGGAUGUCAUACGUGGGAACAUUUUUUAAAAGAGAGAACAUCUUGUGCAUGACUCUUUUGCAGUUGCGUAACUUCUUGUGAUUUCCCACCACUUCUAUUUCUCUCUUCCCCUUCCCACCAUCCAGCUGUUAACUACUGGACGGACCGUCUUGCAUUUGUUGAAAUUCUCCUGAUUUACAAGUUGCUGUGUAUUUCCUCCCCCUGCCUUCCCCCAGUGUGUGUACUAAAUUGCAAUAAAAAGGUAAAGGGACCCCUGACCAUUAGGUCCAGUCGUGGCCAACUCUGGGGUUGCGGCGCUCAUCUCGCUUUAUUGGCCGAGGGAGCCGGCGUACAGCUUCCGGGUCAUGUGGCCAGCAUGACUAAGCCGCUUCUGGCAAACCAGAGCAGUGCACGGAAACGCCGUUUACCUUCCCGCUGAAGCGGUACCUAUUUAUCUACUUGCACUUUGACGUGCUUUCGAACUGCUAGGUGGGCAGGAGCAGGGACCGAGCAACGGGAGCUCACCCCAUUGCGGGGAUUCGAACUGCCGACCUUCUGAUCGGCAAGUCCUAGGCUCUGUGGUUUAACCCACAGCGCCACCCACGUCCCUGCUAAAUUGCAAUAUAUGGAUUUUAGAUUGUAAAUCUCUCCCAAGUGUUAAAUGCAUGGCAUGAAAGUUUAGUCAGGAGAGAACCCCGCAGCUUAACCCCUUCCCUUCCAGACCCCCUUCUAUCUCUCUUCUUUUGUUCCUUUGGAUUGUGUGUCUAUGUGCACACGCUCAUAAAAAUCUGGAAUGUUUCAGAAGCGAGCGAAUGCAGUGACUCUGAAUCAGGACAAGAUGAGCCACCUCUCCGACUGUUUAUCACUGAAUGUCUCACUUUAACUUUUUGCAGGUUUGGCAGUCAUAAUUGGCGUUGUGAUUGGCGGACUCGCACUGCUAUCAACUAUCGGGCUUGCCAUAUUCUGCACUAAGAGGAAGAAGUAGGUAUCUCUUGUUCUCAGAGGUUUUCGGCGCAGAUUAAAAUGUCCCAUUUUUUGCCAGAGGCAGACCCAGGUUUUAACAAAGUAUUGCAGGCUCCAAACCAGGGAACCCUGAAUGUUAUUCCUUUGUGAAGCCUUGAACGUGCUUUGAUCUCUUCCUACUUAAGAUGUGACCUGAGCUGUUAGAACUUGCUGUGCCGAUGGCAUCGGGGCAGAAAUCGCAGCAGGAAAUUUGUCGUCCUGGCACACACACUGGCUGCGUGUUAACAGGCGCAAGAGCUCUAUUUGCACACCUUAAGGCAGGAAUGGGCCACCUGUGGCCUAACAUAAAGUGCCCUCUGUAAGCAAUCAGUUCAGACCCCUGGCAGCCUCCCCCAGAAGUCCGUUUUGUAGCAGGAGGUGACUAGCAAUGAUUUUUAAGGCUGAAUUCUAACUGGUCCUCUUGAAGGACAAGUUCUCUCCCUGAGAUUUAUUUCUUAGUGCUUGAAAACUUGCCAAAACUGUUCCAACUUCUCUCUCCCAGUAAUGCCUGCUUGUUAUGAAUCAUUUCUUCUAAAAGUAAAUUUUUCCCUCAUUCCCUGGUUUAAGGGGACUACAAUUUAAUAUAGACGGUUGGUUGAACUUGAUGGUUUCCACCACAGACUUCUUGACCUCUCUUCAUACAAGUUUCCUUUUACCAACAAAUGCCACCCCCCCCAAAGCAACCCCCUUGGCUGUCUCGGUCAGAAUACAGUCAGGAAGGGAGAGACCCAAGUUUCCCAAUUCUCUUCUGCUUGUGGAAGUCACAUCGUGAUGAAGCAGUAGUGACUGUGAUUCAUGUCUGUAGUUUGCCCCCAUUCAGAGGCACUUGGGCCAAUGUCACGAAGACUUUAGCCUGUAUGAACUCUUAGAGUUCUGAAUCACGUUUAUUUUUAAGAUGUGUAUGUCUUCCCAUACUAUGUGAACGGGGAGACAUAUAAAGUGAAGUUACACCAGAGGAAAUGCUAAAAUUCGGGUGUUAUCUGACAGCAGCGUUUUUGCAGGGUGGCUAUUUCACAUGGUUCCCUUUGUGAAAAUAAAGUGGGAAAUUCAACGCUCCAUCUUGAGAUAUGUUAGGCUGGUGGCCAUGCAGCCCAAGGCCUUCUUAGCACAGCCCCCAUAACUGUAAAACUCCUUCCCUGUUAAGUUUGAUUGUAGCUGUUUUUAUUCCACAAAGCUACAGAUCAAAAGAAUCUUUAAUUGCAUCAGUCACUAGCCAUACCAAUAAAAUAAAAUAAAAUAAAAUGCACUAAAGAUAGGGGUAAAGGCUAUGCAAAAUGCAUUCUAGAGGUUUACAUCAAUAAUCAAAUAACAGAUCUUAUCCUAAUUGCACCUGCUAAACAAUUUGCAGUUUUUGCUGUCAGCUGGUUAUCUUCAAGUUCAAUUCCUCUCCCUUUGGCUGUUUUUAUUCCAUGAAGCUUCUGGGCCAAAUUGAGUGUUUUAUACUUGCUGUUGUCUUUGUUAAUAUAGUCAUACCUUGGAUCCUGAACGCCUUGGUACUCAGACAUUUUGGCUCCUGAACGCCGCAAACCCGGAAGUGAGUGUUCUGGUUUGCGAAUGUUCUUUGGAACCCGAACAUCCGACAGGACUUCCGAUUGGCUGCAGGAGCUCUUUUUGGGUGGCCGGGCAGAGAAUGCAAGUUUAUUUUUAACGUUUCUUGCUUUGUUUCUUCUUCCCCCCAGAAAAAAACAGGAAAACCAGACUCCAGCCAUAGGAGUGUAUAACGGUAACGUCAACACCCAGUUGCCUGGAAAGCAGGGCAUAUUCAAAAAGAGGAAAAAGAACGAGUCUCAUAUCUAUGCAGUUAUUGAUGACACCAUGGUUUAUGGGCACUUGCUGGACGACUCUAUGAAACCAGAAAAUGCCGAAAUAGGCGUGUACCAACCUUUUACCGGGCCAGUGAGUACGGCCCCUUCGCCGCCUCCGAUCAGGAAAAUAUCCAAAGUGCCCAGCAUGGAGGAAUCCUCUUUCACGAUAUUGACUGACAGUGAGAUCUAUACCUUUGCACAACGCAAACCAGAAGAACUCCAGGCCAAUGGUGACGUGACUUCGAGUGGUAAUGGAAAUGUCGGCCAGUCCUUGCUUGAGGAAAACGAACAGGAAAAUUCAGAGCUCUAAUGUUUAUGCGACGGUUCAGAUAAACGAAAUCUUGCACCCAUUUUCCCUUGAUUUACCUUUUUCAAAAAGAAAAAAGAAAACAAAAUACUUUGGUUGCUGCAACUCUGUUCCGGUUUUCGAAUGAACGUGCUCAGACAAUGUAUUUCCGUAGCAUGUUUUGCAGGGAUACAAGUAACUUUGAACAUGGAAAAGGACAGCAAAGUGUUUUUUAAAAGGCAAGAAAGAUGGCACAUUGGAGCUUAAACAAAGCUGGAGAACUAGGUUGCCAAAAGUAUCUUCCUUCCUGUGUUUCUUGUGCAGAUUUCAGCCCAUACUACAGAAUAAAAAAUGCAGGUGUGCAGAAUGGCAUAGUCUGAAGAUGGUUUUUUCACACAGUAGCCUUGUCAUAGGAAUAUGACUUUUAUUAUUCACAUGGAUUCACUUCCUUGGAUAUGACGAGGAUUACACCAGUCCUUGAACGGACAAUGCCUACAACAACUGAACAGCAAAAGUUAUUGUGCUAUUUGUGAAAAAGUAUUCUACUUCUCUUUUCAGUCAGUUGUAUGGUGUGUGUGUGUAUAUAUAGUUCAGGACAUUUCAUUUUCUUUCUUUUUUCAUCUAUAAUUUUGUUGUGAUUGUCCUCCAGUGAUGUUUUUAAAACUAAGACCAGUGUGUCGUCCAGGUUCUUUUUUAUUUUUAUUUAAAUAAAAACAAUUAUUUAAUUUUUAUUCAUGCAUAUAACAUAGCAGUUUCCACUUUGCCAGCAAAUAUGCAAAUGAUAUAAUAUUGCCAAAGUUCCUGUGCAAAGAAAUGAUUAGUUCAGCACGAAUGAGGCUGCUAAUCUGCGCAACCCUUAUGGUGCAAAAACGAUAGACUUCAGUGUAAAAAAUUCAAAAUUAUUUAUGGGCUUGACCUUGAUGGAUGUUUGAACAAUGUUAUGCUCUGAAGACACGUGAAAGUAUGCAACUUUUAUGCAUAUGUGCAACCAGUGGCUAAGUCCUUGCCUUCAAAUAUAUAAGAACAAGGAAGACAACAAUGCCAUUUUCAUGGCCUGUACGAUUCUGGUUUUUGGCAAAAUAAAUUGCCCCAAGCCUAUGUAUUCAAGUGCCUAAAUUUGUGGGUAGGUGAGCCGCUUUGUGGAACAUAAAUAAUUUUUGCACACUGUGCUAGACUUCCAGAGAGGCGCCAGCUGGCUUAGUGUGAAUUAACUCUUGCAAAGUGACGAUUAAACAGAAUGCAAGUUAGGAAAGGAUGGAAGGGGAAAGUUUGCAUUUUUUUUGAUGACAUAACACUAUGUCACUUGACUGAAUACGAUUGCAGUACGCAGGCUUCACUCAGAAAUACUCAGUAGUUAAUACAGUGUGGGGAAACAUUUCUACUGGGCUUUGUGGCAGCUACUUGACAUUAGCAUUUCAUCUUUGUACAUAAGUGUUUGACUGUUGCGCAAGGCCUCUUGCAGAACUCCCAUUUACCUCAGCAGUUCUUGAGCAAGGGCUGCUUCUGGCAGCGUGUGUCUGUGGGCGUGGGCGUGUAUCACACGCAGAGUUUUAACUAGUCACAGAAAAAGGAUAAUAGUUAAAAUCCAGAAGGCUGUUUGGUGAUGUUGUGCGAGAGCAGUGGGGCUUCCUAGGGCUUCCUUCCCCAAAGAAGCUGCCUUAACAAGUUCAAGUUGCUCCUGGGACUCAGGUGAAAUAUCAGCAGUGACUUCUGUGCUGGCAAAAACGAGCAGCGCCUUGUAGUUUUACAAAGAACUUUUCUGGAUUCCUUCCAAGUAAUGCAUUCAGCAAAUUUUGUGCCACCAUAUAAAUUUGUACCACCCAGUUCUUUUCACUCUGUCGUUUAAAUGAGUAUAAGUUGAAGCCAGUAACUCCAGUUUCCAUCAUUAGCAUUUAAUUUUCACAUCAAUAGUACUUCUAGUCUGUGUAUUGGCUCUCAUCACUUAAAUUACAUACAGUAGUCAGGAUUUCUUUUUGCAGUUCAUUCUGUGGUCUGUGUGAAAUAUCUUGGCCUCGUGUUCACUGUUGGGCAUCUCCCAUUGCACGGUUGUGAAAUGGAUGAGGCUUGGGUCUCCGUAAACAUCAUUUUUGUAUGCAUAUAUCAUACGAAUUUGUCCUGGAAGGUUGGGCCUAUUUUAUAAAUGGGAAAGUAUGUUAUGACACUGGGCAUUGUCUUGCUAAAGUUGUGUAAAACCUCGUUUCCUGGCAGUAUGACUGUUUCUAAAAUAAUUUCCACCCCCCCCUCAGAGUUGUAUUUCUUGUAGCCUCUGUGAAUGCAGAACACUAUGCAAUAAAACCUUCAUGAGAAUUGCAGGCACAGACUGGGGUUGCAUAAUUAUCCCCCAAGUUAUUUGUUUUGAUGCCACUAUUUCUAUAUGCCCCUCAAUAACUUAUUCACUGUAUAGUCCUCUUUUUUUAAUGCUGCAUUUAAAGUGUUGUCUUACAAGAUGCUGUCAUUGUAAAUAUUUGUGACACCUUUGUACCUCACUGAAAUCCACAGUGUUCCUGUGCCACAGUCUUAAAAUGCUGUAAUUUUUUAAUUCCAGGCUGUUUGUUUUUUUUUAAAUAAAAUAAAAAUUCAUUUUCUGUGUUUAAUGGAGAGGGACAUGUUGAUGCAAAGGGGCUUUUUUUACAUGUCUGAGUUCUUCAAAACUGAAAUAAAAUGGUGUUUACAGUUAA
Podarcis lilfordi (Lilford's wall lizard) is the source of this 42230-nucleotide messenger RNA. Lineage: Eukaryota; Metazoa; Chordata; Lepidosauria; Squamata; Lacertidae. The record is from the annotation of a GenBank genome assembly.